AUGGUGGCGGAGAAAGAGGAUGUUGUUGUCGUCUCCCCUCUUGUUAGCCUGGUCCUACCAGACAUUGGAAGUGUAAAGGCCACAACAGACUCUCCAGACCUCCAGCGGUGUUUCUUCCAGCUCAGUGGUUUGGGAAUGGACCCUGUCAUCCUGCUGGGGGGAUUCUCAGCCUUCCAUGCCCUCUACCCUUUCCUCUGCACACCGCGUAUGGUCCUGCUGGAACCUGAGAGGCACACCUUAACCAUCUACCCCUCAGAGAUCCUGGAAGAAGCUCUCUACCAGGGCUCUGCCUCCCAGGCGUCUAACUUCCGCAUUAUCAAGAAUCUACACAUCACUCAUGUUGUCAAUGCCACUGCCAACUGCCCUGAUGCUUUCCCCAACACUCUGUGCUACUUGAGGCUGUGUCUGAGUGAUGAUGCCCAGCAGGACUUACUGAAGGCACUUCCAUUGGCAUCCAGGUUCAUCAACUCAGCCCUGAUGGCUGAUCCUGCUGGUCGUGUGCUUGUCCACUGCAGUAUGGGAAGGAGUCGCAGCUCAGCACUAACGCUGGCCUUUCUCAUGGAGCAUCGACGCUGGUCACUGCUUCAUGCCCUGCGCUGGUUGAAAGACAGGAGGGCCUGUACGGCACCCAACAUAAACUUCCUGCGUCAGCUGCUGACCUACGAGAAGCUGCUUUUUGGGAGCAGACUCACCUCCUUGAACGACAUCCGCCGGUGACUGGAGUAAGAAUGGGAAUGAGGAUACUUUUGAUUUUUUUUGACAGUUCACACAU
This is a messenger RNA of Etheostoma cragini (Arkansas darter), 772 nucleotides long. Its product is annotated as probable rhodanese domain-containing dual specificity protein phosphatase. Gene Ontology annotation, cellular component: cytoplasm. Gene Ontology annotation, molecular function: protein tyrosine/serine/threonine phosphatase activity. Lineage: Eukaryota; Metazoa; Chordata; Actinopteri; Perciformes; Percidae. Gene Ontology annotation, biological process: protein dephosphorylation. The transcript has 2 exons. The record is from RefSeq and is a predicted model, not a curated record. The coding region runs from base 1 to 717 and encodes 238 amino acids.